AUGCAAACUUCAAAUAUUACCAAGAAUUCUAAAUAUUCAAAAGAUUUAGUGUGCAAAGAAGUCCUUAAUGCAUGGAAUAAAAUUAAAUUAAAGCCCAAAAAUGAAAUUGAAAAUACUAUUGGAUAUCUUAUUAAAGAUGCUGUUUUUACUAUCCAAUAUCUAAAUCCUAUCCAAUAUUUUAAUACUGUCAUUUCAACCCAAAAUAAAAUAACUGAAAAAAUUAUUGUUCCUGAUGCACCAUCACCAAAUGUUGCAGCACAGAAAAAAGUAAAAGAAACCAUCAUUAAAACAAAUAAGGAAAUUGCCAAAUAUCAAGAGGAAUAUAAUUUAACAACUGAUCCAGAGUCCAAAUAUGAGCUAAUGGAUCGUAUACAAAACCUUAAACAAGUCCUUAAUAACAAAGAUAUAAAACUGCAAAGCCUAAAGAAAAAUGCAGAUUACUAUAGAAGUUUUAGAACUAUACAAAGUAUAAAUAAGCCAGUUAUUGUUCCAGACCAUGACUUUUCUGUUAGUUCACAACAAAAACUUGUUCCAUUGGUCUACUUAAUUAUUGAUUCAAAUAACACGAAUGAUACACUUCAUAGUAGCCAAUUAUCAAUCUAUAUUCAGCCACAAUAUGAGCUAGGAACAAGCUCAAUCACAUAUAUAAAUAAUCUAAAUUUGUUGGUGAAUAGUGGCUAUUUUGACAAUAUGGUAAAGGUUGAUAAUAAAAUAAGACCUAUCUGGGUCCUUCUCAUAGAUAAAGGCCCAGAUGAAAAUCUCCAUUAUUUGAAAAAUAUUCCUAACUACUGUAAUAUGUUUCACUCUUUCAAUCUUGAUUAUUUGACAGUUAGGACUCAUGCACCAGAUUACUCAGUAUACAAUUCUGUUGAAAGGAGUAUAGCAACCCUUUCAAGAAAACUUGUAGGCAUGGUUCUGCCUAUUAAUCAGUAUGGUACUCAUCUUGACUUACAGAGUAAUGUCAUUGACACAGAGCUAGAAAAGAAAAAUUUUGAAUAUGUUAGUAAUCUUCUUUGCAAUUGA
Molecule: messenger RNA, 1023 nt
Organism: Cetraspora pellucida
Lineage: Eukaryota; Fungi; Glomeromycota; Glomeromycetes; Diversisporales; Gigasporaceae
Source: the annotation of a GenBank genome assembly